AAGAGGAGCCCUUAGUUGUCAAGAUUAAAGAUACUUCGACUGGAGAAGUUACAACUCAAAAGAUGCAACCAGAUCGAGUUUGGAAUUUGAAAAAAAAUCAAAAAAUCAUGGUGGAACUCAACGGAGAUGGACAAGGAAGUGAUAAUGGUUCAAACUUACUUGUGAAAUUUCUUGGCAAACUUUCUCAAAAGUCAGUAUUUUGUCUCAUAUCAGUUGAGAGAUGGGAUAGGAUGCCAGAGGCAAAAACACGCCUUCAGUGGCAGCUUAUUGAGGAGAAUUUCGAGUUUGAUUAUGCUGUUGGAAUUAAAUGGGUGAUGUAUUCUUUACGCGAUAGAUGGAGGGCCUAUAAAUAUAAGUUAAGAUGUGACCACUUUUAUCCUAACAAACGUAAGGAAGAGAUACUUGCUAAUCGUCCGGCAAACGUGGAUUCUAAUGAUUGGACUGAUUUUGUUCAUCACUAUAAAGAAGAUAAGAUGAAGGCUUUGAAUUUACUAGUUGUAGGUACUUUUUGA
Solanum tuberosum (potato) is the source of this 512-nucleotide messenger RNA. RefSeq lists its product as uncharacterized. NCBI's taxonomy places the organism in Eukaryota, Viridiplantae, Streptophyta, Magnoliopsida, Solanales, Solanaceae. The record is from RefSeq and is a predicted model, not a curated record. The coding region runs from base 63 to 512 and encodes 149 amino acids. The transcript has 4 exons.